AAUAGAAAGAAAAAGCUUUAUCUUAGGGAGGGAGAGAGAGAGAGAGAGAGAGAGAGGGGCGUGCGAGAGCCGUUAUCUACAAGUCUGUCGUUCGAAACCACCCAUACAAAUAACGCAGCUAAGUUGAAAGAGAGAGAGAGAGAGAUGCCGACCUUGAAUCUGUUCACGAACCUGCCAGUGGAUGCAGUGGUGGCCUCUGACAUCCUCAAGGACGCCACCAAAGCUGUCGCCAAGAUCAUUGGCAAACCCGAGUCUUAUGUGAUGAUUUUGCUGAAUGGGGGAGUGCCUAUCACAUUUGCGGGCACUGAAGAGCCAGCCGCAUAUGGAGAACUGAUAUCCAUUGGGGGUCUUGGACCAAGUGUGAAUGGAAAAUUGAGUUCAACAAUUGCAGAGAUUCUUCAGACUAAGCUAUCUAUAGACAGCUCCCGCUUCUAUAUCAAAUUUUAUGAUGUUCAGAAUUGCAGCUAGCAUUAUACCUGUAUUGCUGUUUGCAUGGGAGAAUAUGCUUUCACCGGGCAUAAUUGGCAGGACAUUACUGGCAUUUUUGUUUGAAUGGAGUAGAGAGAGAGAGAGAGAGAGAGAGAGAGAGAGAGCAAAGGGAACCGUGGGAAAUUAAAAUUUUAAAUGUCAGCAGAGAUGCACAUUCUCCCAAGGAUCUGGCUAGUUUUCUGCUGAAUGCAAUGAAGGGUACUAGGAAACCCACUGUUUGACCGAAGUAUAGGUCAGAGUCUUAAAAGUAUACUCUUUAGUUAGUUUAUCUUUGAAUCUCCCUCCUCAAAGUUAUGAAUGAGGGUACUUAGAGAAAACAUGAGUCGAGAAAUUUUCAAGUUGAAGCUAGAGUUGAUCCCGGUUCCGGCGAGGGGUUUAGGUCCAAAUACUUAGAUUAAAUUAUUGUCCCUACCCCUUCUAGGGUUACAUUUUACCUAUGGAGAGUUGCAUCUUUUAGCCUGGUACGCAGCUGUAUGAAGUAAUAAAUGGGUUCAUUUGCCAUUGCAAUGAGUUUGUAUUGGAAACUAUAUGCUGUUGAAAAAUUAGCAUGGCACCAGUCAUUGUAUGCCGAAGUAGAACACCUUUUUCAGUUAUAUUGUAACAAACCAAGGAAGGCCUAAAUCAUAUUUGUACUUAUACUCGAAAAGAAUUAUUCAAGAUUGUGAGAAAACUCAAGCACUACAUCUCUAAGUGAGAUUAGCUCCGAUACCAUAUGUAAUGGUCUAGGUAAAAGCAUAAAUCUCACCCAGGUUUAUACUCCAAACAUACUAGUCGAUAUCACAAUUGAAGUUUUGUACAAUUAUUAGAAAUGGCAUAAAAUUCUCUCUCCUAGGGAACUUGGGUUCUUGUUCA
Molecule: messenger RNA, 1341 nt
Organism: Carya illinoinensis
Lineage: Eukaryota; Viridiplantae; Streptophyta; Magnoliopsida; Fagales; Juglandaceae
Product: macrophage migration inhibitory factor homolog
Exons: 3
Coding region: 145-468 (107 amino acids)
Molecular function (GO): phenylpyruvate tautomerase activity
Source: RefSeq, a predicted model, not a curated record